This is a messenger RNA of Pediculus humanus corporis (human body louse), 1680 nucleotides long. RefSeq lists its product as uncharacterized. Bases 1 to 1680 code for a protein of 559 amino acids. The record is from RefSeq and is a predicted model, not a curated record. The transcript has 8 exons. Gene Ontology annotation, molecular function: serine-type endopeptidase activity. Lineage: Eukaryota; Metazoa; Arthropoda; Insecta; Psocodea; Pediculidae. Gene Ontology annotation, biological process: proteolysis.
AUGUUCGUUUACGAAUGCAUAAAAACAGAUGGAAAACAUGUUGGAAUGUGCGUUGAUAAUUUUAUGUUUGGGAGUUGUUGCUCUCACAACAUAACCCAUAAUGCAAUUAUUCCAUCGACACCACCAAAUCUUAUGUUAGGCGGAAGACCGCAAUAUACAAAUAAAUAUAAACCUUCGAAACCAGCCGGAUUUGUGACGCAUCCGACAAAAAAACCGUCGACGAAUCAUUGGUUUAAGGAACCCAUCAUUUCUACGACCGUGAGAACGACGACGACGACGGAUUCGGCGGUGGCGGCGUCGGCGUCAUCGUCGACCAUCACCGCCAUGUCGACAACGUCACAAAAAUUAUUACCCCCAAUGGGAAAACCGAAUUUUAUAACGAACGGAGGAGGAGUUCAUUGGUUCCCGACAACCGAGCCAAAUUUUGUAACGAGACCGAGACCAUCGUCAAAUCUCAUCGUUCAAAAACCAAAACCAAAUCUAUCGAUUUUAAAUUUUGGUAUGUCGUCGACGAGGAGUAAUUUAACGAAUCAUAAUUCGAAUAAAAAAACAAAUUCGUCGGAAUCUCACGCCAUGAUGAUGAUGAUGAUGAUGACGGCGGUCACGACGACGACGACGUCUACGACUACGACGACAGAAAAUUCUAAAACGAAUCACGUUUCAGAAUUAGGAACAAAUCAAAAACUUUCUUCCAACGUCAUUAACGAAAAUAAAUCAGAAAUUACAAGUUCAACAUCAACCGCAAUUCCGGCUUCUGCCACGACGACGAAAACUCCGACGACUUCAACCACGACAACGACUUUUAAAGCAACGACGGAAACGUCAUCAACAACGACAGCAUCGCAAUCAUCUCACCAUUCAUCGACGGAACAACAUUCAUCGAAAAUUUCUAAAAAUUCAGGUCAAUGUGGGGUUGCAUCCCUACUGCCACGUCCAGAAAUGAGAAUAGUCGGGGGUAAAAAUGCACCUUUCGGCGGAUGGCCGUGGCAGGUUUCGGUACGGAGAACUUCAUUUUUUGGAUUUUCCAGCACUCACAGGUGCGGGGGUGCCGUCAUAAAUGAAAAUUGGAUAGCAACCGCUGGACAUUGCGUUGACGAUUUGUUGACGUCACAAAUAAGAAUCCGGGUGGGGGAAUAUGAUUUUUCAAGCGUUCAAGAACCGUAUCCGUUCGUCGAGAGGGGAAUAUCGAAAAAAGUAGUUCAUCCGAAAUAUAAUUUUUUCACGUACGAAUACGAUUUGGCUCUCGUUCGCCUGGAAUCGUCGCUGGAAUUUCAACCUCACAUAGCUCCGAUUUGUCUUCCAGCAUCCGACGAUUUAUUAAUUGGAGAAAAUGCGACCGUUACGGGUUGGGGAAGAUUGAGCGAAGGUGGGACAUUACCAUCAGUUUUACAGCAGGUUUCCGUACCCAUAGUUAGCAACGAUAAAUGCAAAUCGAUGUUUUUAAGAGCGGGACGUCACGAAUUCAUUCCAAAAAUUUUUUUAUGUGCCGGAUAUGAAAACGGGGGACAAGAUUCCUGUCAGGGUGAUUCCGGCGGACCGUUACAAGUCAAAGGAAAAAAUGGAAGGUAUUUUCUCGCGGGUAUUAUAAGUUGGGGUAUCGGAUGCGCAGAAGCGAAUCUUCCCGGAGUCUGCACGAGGAUAUCGAAAUUCGUUCCGUGGAUUUUGGAAAACGUUACGUAA